Molecule: messenger RNA, 447 nt
Organism: Perkinsus marinus ATCC 50983
Lineage: Eukaryota; Perkinsozoa; Perkinsida; Perkinsidae
Exons: 1
Coding region: 1-447 (148 amino acids)
Source: RefSeq, a predicted model, not a curated record
AUGAUCAUAUCUUCUAUCGUGUUGAUCCAACUGUUGGCCUAUGGUGCACCACUGGUUCAAGCAGGUUCCUAUAUGAAGACCUACCAGAAGUACAAAGGCCAUAAUAAAGACUACUCGAUUUUCUGCACCAUGACCGUUAAGGAAUUGACUAAGGAGCGUUUGGUGGCCGAUAUUGAAUUGGAAAAUACGUUUCAUGAUAACAUAUGUUAUGGUUGCGAAUUCGAUUACAUGAAAUCUAUAUCCGGAACCACUAAUCGCAGUACUGCUCUGCGGGAAUCCUAUAAGCUCCAGACCAGUUCGUUGGGUGUUGUUGAUGGCGACUGCCUCCAGGACCUCGCUGAUUCGAUGCAUAUGGGUAGUCACUGUCGCUUCAAUGCCUACCCGAAAAACGGUCAUAUGAUCUUCGAGGCUUGCCGUCAACUAUUUGACCUGUCUCCGAAAAGCUAA